CUGUGUCUCCAGGACAUCGAUGAACGAACCGCAUUCAACUUGUUCGCUAUGGCCCAGGCACGAGACGUGCUGAAUCACUACAACAUACCCAACCCGUUUCCCACAGAAUGGCCGAAGGAGCUGGAUAGCGAUGAUGAGGACGCGGAUGCCGCCGGCGUCAGGCGGUCUCGCUCUCGUUACUCAGCCUUGGAAAGGACCGCUAGCGAGAGGAAGAGUCUUCUCCCCGGAUCCCAGAGGACGGUCGAGGGAAGAGCAAACCUAGUGCAGAAAGAUGAACCAGAUCCGUUGGGUGCUCCCUCGAGCGUGGUGACCUCUUUGACAAACCUUGGUAAACCAGUGGAAAGUGAUAUCCGCUACAGAAACAAAUUCAUGCUCUCCUCAACCACAUUUUCUCCCGAACUAUUUCUGUCGACAACCCACUCCAACGACACCACAGAAGACCUUAUACAGGGAUCCAAAUAUCUGGCCAGGUCCAUUGACCAGCAGUCGGCGCCACUCAAAGCUUUGGUGGAGACCAACUUUGAACGAUUCGUCCGAGCCAAAGCGACGAUUGACAAUGUCUAUACGGAAAUGCGCAAUCAGGGCAUUGAUUCGCAUGCUAAUACUCCCCCGUCUCCUCGCCAUUCUCGUCGCGUGAGUGGCAUCCACUUUCGAAACGUCAGCGGUGGCAGCGCCACUGGAAUGACGUCCUCUCAACGGCCGAGCAAAAAUGCGCUACGCAAGGAGACGGACUAUGGCGUGCAAGGGAUGAAGAUCUCACUGUCGGAGGUCAGCCAAAAGGCCGAGGAUGUUUGGGGACCAGCUCUGGGUGGGAAGGAACGAGAAGCCAAAUUAAAAGUCAUUCUGAACGCGUUGGAAAAGGACAGGGCAAUCUUUGAGCUGGGUUCGAGCUUGAGUGAAGCUAUCAGCCAGAGAGAUUAUGACAGAAUUGUAGAGCUACACAACUCUGCUCGUCGAUAUACUGCCGAGGCCCGAGCCAUGGGCGAAGAGGUGAAACAAACCGGCCGGGGUCUUACCGAUGAUGAAGUCUAUCGAGUUGUCAUCGUUGGUAAAAUGUGGUCAAACGUGGAUGAACAAAUAAAGGUCCUGAAGCGGGACAUUUGGCGCAGGCUUUCCAGCACAUCGGCCACUCUUCCGCUUCCCGGCGUCUCCCAAGCGGAAGAGCACAUGGAGCUCAUCACGGUCUUGUUACAUCUGGGUGUGGAGGAGAGUCCGAUCUGGGUGUAUCUCCUGAGCAGAUACGACUUCUUGAAGAACAAGAUUGCUGCAGUCGUGGAGAGAUCCAAGAUUGAAAUCGAGAUCCUGCGCCGCAGACUGGCAGUUGGAGAACGUCCAUCCUCCGAGACCGUUGCGGCUUUUUUGCGGCAAGCGUCCAAGGAGCGACCCGAAGCUCUCGACACUGAGGAUGUCAUCGAUUUUUGGAACUGCAUCCUGACUUACUUCACGAAGCUGCUAUCGCUGUCGAGCGGGCUGCUAGGGGAGGUUGUCGACUUUUGGGAAACAGCACAGUCUUUCAUCGAUGGCAGCAAACAGAAAAGCUUGCCCACUGGCUACGAAGGGGAGAGCAGCAAGCAUCUCCAAAUGUCCGAAUCGGAGUCCAACGGCUUGCGGAGUGGCACUACUGAACUGGUCAGCCAGCUGAGGGAUGCCGUCUUUUCCCUUUUUGCCGAUCCGCCCGCCGAAGACAUCUCGUCGCUAUUCUCGCCAGUACCAGGAUCCGCUGGUACACCCACCACCCCUCACAUGGGAGCUGCCUUUUCGCCCACUGAUGGCCGAAUAGGCAGACUAGAUCCCAACGACCUACCUGCGGCAGCCGCAAAGAAAGGCGAGCCGUGGGAAGAUUAUGCAUUCUGGCCACCUCACUCCAACGCGCUGAGCGCUGUGCACUAUCUUCAGAAGAUCCUCACCCUUGUCGGAAUUGGCGCUAGCGAAAUGGUUGCUCUGGGUCCGGUGAGCAAUAACAACGCAAUGUAUGAAAAGAUCAAGACCAUGAUCGCAGGAGCUCGAGAGCGAUGUAUGAGAGCUGUCUGUGAAGCCUGGAGCAAAGAUGCUGAAAGCUGCAAGUCAAUGGAGGAUUGGGUGAGGUCCCCAGAGAAACGCGAUCAAACCCGCAUGCCCAUGUACCUUGAAGCCUUUGAGAGAAAAGUGUUGCAAGGUAUGCAACAAGUGCUGUAUCUCUCCGACACGACCACCAAGCCAGGAGGUCGCGACAUCAUCACACCGCCGCCGUCGAAGCUUUUGCAAAUGGUGCGGACUCAGUUCGUCAGCAGCAUUUACAAGGCAGUCAGUGGGAUGCUCGAAAACACAGAGGCUCUGAGCCAAGGUGACGAGGAUGACUGGGUCUUGGUGACGAGCCUUAACUCAAUUGCCGUCGGUGCUGCCCCAAGCGAAACGUUGAUGCAAGAUGCCGUCAACGCCUCUAGCCGCAAUGUGCGCUUGUUGUUGACUAUGUCGAACCUGAAAGCUCUGCGGAAUGAGUAUGUACCCGCACUUAUUCAACUGUUUGAGUCUUCGUUCUCUGUGAAACUGGCGGAAGAGUCCAAAACCAUCAAAGACGUCUUUGGUCAAAUCGACGCGAAAUUGUUCCACGCAUACACCCGACCCAUGGUUGCGAACUUAACACAAAUCAUCAAAGACGGCAUCAACUCUCCAAGCUGGGUGCCCACAAAUCCGAAACCCGACCAAGUCAGACCAUAUGUCUAUGCCGCGUUGAUGAGACUAGUGAUGGUCCACACGGAAGUUUCUACGACCGUCCCAAGCACCACAGGCGCGAACAGCCCUCUGCUUGGGGAAAUCCUGUCUUAUAUGCUCGAGAAUAUCUCGCAAGCCCUCCUUGACGGGUUCAAAGAUCGCAAACCGAACACAUACAGCCUUCCUGCAUUGAUGCAAGCAACUCUUGACACGGAGUUCAUCGCGCAGACAAUGACGCAUUAUUCGACACCCAAGGCAGGAGAGAUUCAAGGCCAGAUAUACACGGAGUUAGACAAGAGGACGACAAACGACGCGAGGACGAGAUUGCAGCAGGAACUCGGUGAUAUGCGGAUCGUGUUGAAGAAACUGAGGGACGGGAGUCGAAAUAGCUUCGGGUGUUUUAAGAAACAGAGGAGUAGUGACAAAGACAAGGGGAGACAGCAGGUCACAGCAGCGGCCUAGGAGGAAUUGUAAAGGCAGAACGGUUGGAGGAAGGAUGGAUUUGAUAACGGGACUGAUAACUCCAACCGUGUUGGUCCUUCUCUAGUGCGCCUGGAGCGCAAUCAGGUUUGAUACCCUCGUGCAGAGCGGCUAUAGUGAGGUACCAUUGGCUUUCCACGGUAACGUGAAUGGCAUCCCCGAUUUCCCCUGUGAUUCAAGCCGGGCGCAAGGCUGGAUAUGAAUGGAUCACGACCCCAAACUGAAGGCGG
This is a messenger RNA of Cladophialophora immunda, 3401 nucleotides long. RefSeq lists its product as uncharacterized. The transcript has a single exon. The record is from RefSeq and is a predicted model, not a curated record. Gene Ontology annotation, biological process: Golgi to plasma membrane transport; exocytosis. The coding region runs from base 49 to 3153 and encodes 1034 amino acids. Lineage: Eukaryota; Fungi; Ascomycota; Eurotiomycetes; Chaetothyriales; Herpotrichiellaceae. Gene Ontology annotation, cellular component: exocyst.